Molecule: messenger RNA, 3532 nt
Organism: Mangifera indica (mango)
Lineage: Eukaryota; Viridiplantae; Streptophyta; Magnoliopsida; Sapindales; Anacardiaceae
Product: homeobox-leucine zipper protein ANTHOCYANINLESS 2-like
Exons: 9
Coding region: 646-3087 (813 amino acids)
Biological process (GO): regulation of DNA-templated transcription
Molecular function (GO): lipid binding; DNA binding; DNA-binding transcription factor activity, RNA polymerase II-specific
Source: RefSeq, a predicted model, not a curated record
UUGUUUCGUUUUGCGUUUCUCUUUCAUACUCUUUUCUCUUUUCGCUCUGCAAGUCUUUCGUUUUCUUUCUUUUCUAUUUUUUAAUUCCAAUGGCAAAGUCCUAGGGAUAUAGUAAGUUAAGCAUGCAGAGAACAAGAUAGCAUUUGCCCAUACUAGGGUUCCCAUUUUAUUCAAUAUGAACCUGCAGCUGAUUGUGAAGCCUAUUUGUUGAGUUCGGCAGACCUAGGUAGAGGGAAAACCUUUUAAGAGGGAGCAAAGAGAAAGGUUUAGCCUAAGAAAAAGAGAAAGAGAGAGGGAUAGAGAACGAAGAGCUAAGCAGUUAACAACAAUUUUACAGGCUUUUGCUUGCUUGCUUUCUUUCUCUUUCUUUCUCUCCACAAACAAAAUUUCUUCUUUCUGGAGGGGGAGUGUUGGAGACAUUUGGUUUUAAUCCUUCUGUCUCCUGUGCCUCUCUAGCUUUUUCUCCUUUUUCCUUUUAUUGUUUCCUGUCCAAAGUCCAAACCCACCUCAUAUAUUACAUACAUAUUUUGAUGAACACCUUUGUUUGGAAUUUGUAAAUUUGUAGAUAAGAAGAAGAAGAAGAAGAAGAAGCAAAUCUGAGGAGGUGGGAUAAUAUACAUAAAGAGAAAUAGAAGAGUUAUUUUGAUGAGUUUUGGAGGUUUUCUCGAUAAUAGUUCUGGUGGCAAUAUACCAUAUAGUAACAACAUGCCCACCAGUGCACUGGCUCAGCCUCGCCUUGUAAAUUCUCCUAUCACCAAAUCCUCCAUGUUCAACUCUCCAGGCCUCUCUCUCGCUCUUCAGCAACCGAAUAUAGAUAAUCAAGGUGAUUCGGGAAGAAUGGGUGACCAUUUUGAGAUAGGUGUCGGCCGAAGGAGCAGAGAAGAUGAGCGUGAAAGUAGAUCUGGAAGCGAUAACAUAGAUGGUGGUUCUGGUGAUGAUCAAGACGCUGCCGACAAUCCUCCAAGAAAGAAGAGAUAUCACCGACACACUCCUCAGCAAAUACAAGAACUUGAAGCUCUGUUCAAGGAGUGUCCUCAUCCCGAUGAGAAACAAAGACUGGAGCUUAGUAAAAGGCUUUGUUUGGAGACUAGGCAAGUCAAGUUCUGGUUUCAAAAUCGCCGUACUCAGAUGAAGACUCAAUUGGAACGUCAUGAAAACUCGUUGCUUAGGCAAGAGAACGACAAGCUUCGAGCUGAAAACAUGUCCAUUAGAGAUGCAAUGAGAAAUCCAAUUUGCACCAACUGUGGUGGUCCUGCAAUAAUCGGUGACAUAUCUCUAGAAGAACAACACUUGAGGAUCGAGAAUGCUCGUUUAAAGGACGAGUUGGAUCGAGUUUGUGCACUUGCAGGCAAAUUUUUGGGGCGUCCCAUAUCUUCGCUGUCUACUUCAAUUGCUCCUGGCAUGCCAAACUCGAGUUUAGAACUUGGAGUCGGCAGCAAUGGUUUUGGCGGAUUAAGCACCGUGACCACAACAUUGCCAUUAGGGCCUGAUUUUGGAGGUGGGAUUUCAAGUGCCUUGCCAGUGAUGCCUCCAAACAGAUCCGCUACUGUAGUAACAGGUUUUGAUAGAUCGAUUGAGAGAUCAAUGUUUUUAGAGCUUGCUUUGGCUGCUAUGGAUGAAUUGAUUAAGAUGGCACAAACUGAUGAGCCGCUUUGGAUGAGAAGCCUAGAAGGGGGAAGAGUAGUAUUAAAUCAGGAGGAAUACGUGAGAACUUUCACUCCUUGCAUUGGCUUGAAACCUAAUGGUUUUGUCAGUGAAUCAUCCAGGGAGACUGGCAUGGUAAUCAUUAACAGCUUGGCACUAGUGGAGACUUUGAUGGACCCAAACCGAUGGGCGGAGAUGUUUCCUUGUAUGAUUGCCAGAACCUCUACUACUGAUGUAAUUUCUAGUGGUAUGGCAGGAACUAGAAAUGGUGCACUUCAGUUGAUGCAUGCUGAGCUUCAAGUUCUAUCUCCUUUGGUUCCGGUUCGGGAGGUGAAUUUCCUCCGAUUUUGCAAGCAGCACGCAGAAGGUGUAUGGGCUGUGGUUGAUGUAUCAAUUGACUCCAUCCGAGAGUCUUCUGGUGCUUCCCCAUUUCUGAACUGCAGGAGGCUUCCCUCUGGUUGUGUUGUACAAGAUAUGCCCAAUGGCUACUCCAAGGUGACAUGGGUUGAGCAUGCUGAAUAUGAUGAGAACCAAGUUCAUCAUCUUUACAAAUCCUUGAUAAGUUCAGGCAUGGGGUUCGGUGCUCAACGGUGGGUUGCUACCCUUCAAAGGCAAUGCGAAUGCCUCGCAAUUCUCAUGUCCUCCACCGUCUCCACCAGGGAUCACACAGCAGCGAUAACUGCAAGUGGUCGACGAAGCAUGCUGAAGCUAGCCCAGAGAAUGACUCAGAAUUUUUGUGCUGGAGUUUGUGCUUCAACUGUGCAUAAAUGGAACAAGCUUAAUGCUGGUAAUGUGGAUGAAGAUGUCAGAGUUAUGACUAGAAAGAGCGUCGAUGAUCCAGGUGAGCCACCGGGCAUUGUUUUAAGCGCUGCAACUUCCGUCUGGCUGCCUGUCUCUCCUCAGAGACUCUUUGAUUUUCUACGCGAUGAACGGCUUAGAAGUGAGUGGGACAUACUCUCCAAUGGCGGGCCCAUGCAGGAAAUGGCCCAUAUAGCCAAGGGACAAGACCACGGCAACUGCGUCUCCCUCCUUCGAGCUAGCGCUAUGAAUGCGAACCAGAGCAGUAUGUUGAUUCUGCAGGAGACAUGCAUAGACGCGGCUGGGUCACUUGUGGUCUACGCACCGGUCGACAUACCGGCCAUGCACGUUGUGAUGAACGGUGGUGAUUCAGCUUACGUGGCUCUUCUUCCUUCUGGGUUUGCCAUUGUUCCGGAUGGUCCAGGUUCACGCGGAGGGUCCAUGGGUAAUGGACCCACAAACGGAAACAAUGGCGGUGGCGGUGGAUCACCAAGAGUGAGUGGGUCAUUAUUAACAGUGGCUUUCCAGAUCUUGGUGAACAGUCUUCCUACAGCUAAGCUAACUGUAGAGUCGGUGGAGACUGUGAACAAUCUAAUCUCUUGCACUGUUCAGAAGAUCAAGGCUGCUCUUCAAUGUGAAAGCUAGCUUGUUGAUGUCACUUAGUUAGGUUAAGUUGUUAACAUGUGUGACGAAGAGAGCUUGGGUGUGUGUACGUAUGUGUGUGUGUGUGUGUGUGUGUGUGUGUGUGUGUGUGUGUGUGUAUGUGUGCCUGUCUGUGAUGAGGGGGGGUGUUGAGUCAAGAACGAACCUCGCGCAGACAACGCCUUGCAUGGUGGUAAGGAUAGGCGUAGGAACGACCGACAAGUCGGAAAUGCUCUGUUCGUAACACAAGGCAAGGGUGGUGGUUCGGGUAUUGACUCAGGUUUACCCUGAGUUGGCUCAAGUCGGUAGAAAAAGAUUUCCCGUUUUAAACAGUGUUUACUGAUAUUUAAUUUAAUUUAAUCGUUAUUUUUGGAGGCGUUUUAUAUUUUUGUUUGACAUUUGUAAUGGAAUUUAUUGAAAUAAUCAUGUCUGAAUGGCUAUUUUACUA